AUGUACUCGGAAAUGGACUUUCUGGUAUUUGGGAAGGAAAGGCAUAAUGAGAAGGACGAGGGAAUUAUCGAAGCCUACUGUUUGCAAAACCAGGAUAGUCGUGUGGUAGGGCGGAUUUUGAAACGAAAAGCCUGUGCCGUAGUAGGCUUGCAGGGCAUGCUGUGUGCCAUCGGAGGAAAGGUUCAGGGUGAUGCUACCGGAAACGUGGACGUCUUUGAUCCCAAAACGCGACGGAAUUGGUCACUAACACAGAUGAAGACAGCAAGAUAUGGUCAUGGAGCUGUCGCGAUAGGUGGUGAUAUAAUUGUCUGUGGUGGUAAAACCGGCGACUUGUGGCUCAAAACCUGCGAAGCUUUCUCUGAAACGACAAAAAGUACCCUGCCUGACCUCGUGGAGGAACGCAGUGGACUGGGUGUGGCCAGUCUGCCAGGCCGGCGCGUCUUCGUUAUCGGCGGCAGGAAUUCUGAGAAGCGCUUCUCCUCUGUGGAGUACUGCCAGCUGCCUGACCAACUGACCGGCGAUAUCACGGACUGUGCAUUCUGGAAGGUGGCUGCACCC
Messenger RNA from Dibothriocephalus latus, 558 nucleotides. The record is from the annotation of a GenBank genome assembly. Lineage: Eukaryota; Metazoa; Platyhelminthes; Cestoda; Diphyllobothriidea; Diphyllobothriidae.